CACCUCUUUGUUUACACCUACAUGCCGGUCAAGUCCAGACAGAAGAGCAGCAACUCUACAGAGUGCACUCGGUUCUCUGGUGAAAAAACAACAAUGUUAGUUUCUGUGCUCUGCUUUAUUCUGCUGUUUGGAGGAGUCACCCAUGCCUCUGACACCGCGGCUCCUGCCCAACUCGGGCCGCCGUCACUGGGAUUCAGUUCCUCGGUCCGCUCGGUGUGUAAACCCAUCCCGAGCACCCUGUCGCUGUGCCACGGGAUCGGCUACAGGCAAAUGCGGAUCCCCAACUUGCUCGGCCAUGACACCCUGAGGGAGGCCCAGCAGCAGUCGGCAGCCUGGCUGCCCCUCAUCUCCAAGCUGUGCCACCGGGACUCCAAGAAGUUCCUAUGCUCGCUGUUUGCUCCGGUGUGCCUGCCGGAGCUCAGCGGGCCAGUCAGCCCCUGCAGGAGCCUGUGCGAGGCCGUGCGGGACGGCUGCGUGCCCGUGAUGAGUGCCUUCGGGUUCCCGUGGCCGGAGAUGUUUAACUGCACCCGGUUUCCGCGCGGGACCGAGCUGUGUAUACCGGCAUCCGGAGAGCACGAGGGACGGACGGCGGAGGAGGUCAGGCACGAGGAGGCGCUGAAAGGGAGUGUUAUCUGUGAUGCCUGCAGUCUGGCUGCUGAAGGGGAAUCUGACAUCCAAGAAAACUUCUGCCUAAGUCCAUAUGCUUUUAAGAUGCGUCUGGGCAGUGUGUCGAUGGUAGGAGGAGACCGUCAGCUGGUGCCUACGGCCCGCAGCCGCAUCCUGAGGUGGGCAGGGGGAGGUGCAGAGAGGGCAGAAGGGAUAGGAGGCGCGAUGGCCCACAGUGCUUUGUGGCUGCAAGAAGGAGGCACCUGUACUUGUCCUGGUUUAGACUCUGUAGUGACAAAUGAAGACGGAGGGUUAGAGGAGGGACAGAUGGAUAAAACAAAAGCAAAAGAAGGAGAAAAGGAGGUGAAAGGGGCCAAGAGUGGAUGGUACCUGGCUCUGGCUCAGGCUGAAGAGGGAAGACUAGUGCUGACUCGACUGGUGAGGUGGACCAGAGGGGACAAAGAACUGAAGAAGUUCAUCAGAGCGAUGCUCAAACAGUCCUGUACAGUGAUGUAGACAGUGUUUCAACCAUUGCAGUCCUUCUUUUGAACAUAGCUUUGUGUGUUACUGUGUGCUAUUAAGUGCAACAUUUUAAUAUAAUGAACAACUGAGAAAUAGUUAACGCAUAACACUGAAUAAAUCAUUUGUGUUCAGAUCGUUAGAUGUAACUAACCAAUUAGUUAGUAGUUAAUCUGCCUGCUAGUCUCUUUCUUGAUGAAUUGUUCCUGAUUCACUGAAGAAGGUGCUAAAUCCCACACACUCGAUAACAAUUGAUUCUGCAUUCAUAAGAUUAUUGUUAUUACUUUACUGCUCAAGUGAAAUAGAGUAUUGUUUGACUGGUAAUAAACAGACAAGCAAGAGUUUAUUUUUUACAGUGAAAGAUUAUAGAGCUAGUUUUAAUCUUUUUUGUAGUGACCUUAUUUUUAUGGAAAUAUUAAGCACAAAGCGAUGGUUUGGCAAUGUUGCAAAAGUUACUUCUGCCAAAAAGUGCCACGGUUGACAUAAAAAUUGGGCAAUAUUGUGUUCUUUUUUGUAUUUUGUGUAUAUUUGUAUAUAUAGGAGAGACAAAGUAUUACCCUUUAAUCAAGGUCAAAGGGUUUGGUAAUGAUUGCAGGGGCUUAGGCUGAUCUCAUCGCAUAUUUUCUUUUGAUACUUAUUAAGGGUGGAGCAGUGUAAUUGUUGUAAUUCCUGUAAUGACAACAAUGUUUUCUUGUGCUACCUAUAACAACGUUGUUACUAGACACAUUAAUUAUACACCACACAAAUAAUAGGCAUGCAAGUUUUAGUUUGCUCGUGUUUUUAUCUUUUUCUUUCACAGAAGCCAGGGAGUGAAAUCACAUGUUAGGAAGCUUUAAUCUCCAGGGACAUAAAAAAAGAAGCACUGAGAAAAAUAAAGGAAAUGGGUUGUGAACAAUAAAUCAUGUAGAUCUUU
Molecule: messenger RNA, 2038 nt
Organism: Eleginops maclovinus (Patagonian blennie)
Lineage: Eukaryota; Metazoa; Chordata; Actinopteri; Perciformes; Eleginopidae
Product: secreted frizzled-related protein 2-like
Biological process (GO): non-canonical Wnt signaling pathway; canonical Wnt signaling pathway
Molecular function (GO): Wnt-protein binding
Source: RefSeq, a predicted model, not a curated record